Trypanosoma cruzi is the source of this 1935-nucleotide messenger RNA. Its product is annotated as mucin-associated surface protein (MASP), putative. The transcript has a single exon. Lineage: Eukaryota; Euglenozoa; Kinetoplastea; Trypanosomatida; Trypanosomatidae. The record is from RefSeq and is a predicted model, not a curated record. The coding region runs from base 1 to 1935 and encodes 644 amino acids.
AUGGCGAUGAUGAUGACUGGCCGUGUGCUGCUGGUGUGUGCCCUCUGCGUGCUGUGGUGCGGUUUGUCUGGAAUUGCGGCCGAUGGUUCUGGCGUUGUUUCUGGAGCUUCCAGCGGAGGUGUAGUUGAAGCUGGUGGUGUUCCUUCUGUCGCCGUUGAGAGCAUUGCUUUUGAUGCAGGUGGAAAGGAUGCUACUUCUAAUGAACAUGGAACUCUAUCAUCGGAGCCUGUUGUUCAAGUUGACAAUUCUUCAUCGUCUAAUAUUGGUCAGGAUGCGAGUAAUGUUUUAGACCCCCCUGUAAAAGAUUUAAAAUUAACAGAAGAGGACCCGAAAGUAAAUGCAGAUCAGCUACAAUCAGUGCUUCCAGCUGAUUUGCCUCCCAAAGCGGAAGUGGAAGGGUCACACCAUUUUAAUGCGCCAGACCCGUUGCCCAGGGCACAAGGCUCAAAAGAAGUUCUUAAUAAUGAUGAUGGUGACGUUGAAACUCUCGAGAAAGAUGGAAGAAAAGUUGACGUGAAGAAUGACGCCAUCGCCGGCUUCUCUUCUAACAGCAACGGCGAUCCAACAGAAGCACCACGAGGGCCUGGGGCGAAGGAAAUCACGGUGGAACAAACAGCACCAACUGCAGCAACACCGCCAGCGAAGGGCCAAGUAACAUCACAAGCGACGGAGCAAAAAGAGGCAUCACCAAGGAAAGAAGCUACGUCCAGCGUAGUUGUCACACAGAAAUCAUCAACUGUGAUUCAGCAACCAACAAAAUCCUCUUCUCCUCCUACAAACGGAAUAACUCCGACACCAGGAAACAAACUUGCUGGUGGGGACACUUUUCAAAAUGACCAGCAAUCCGAUGAGCAAGUACCAGAAGAAGCGGCGCAAAAUGGAACUAUUGCUGGCGAAGAAUUGAAGACAAAACCAGAAACCACCACCGAAAAGGGUCCUAACAGUACCGAUGAUAACAAACAAGUUGACAAUGCAGCCAUCGGCAAUUCAAAUGGAGGUCAGGAAGAAAAGAACGGAGUCACGCUGCAAGUUCAAGACGAAGUCGUGAAACCCAAAGAAGAAAAAGAAGUGAAAAAAGAAUUGGAAGAGAAAGAAAAGCAAAAGGCUCAAGGGAAUAAACAGGACGAACCUGAAGAUCUCGGGGAAGAUGCUGAAGACACUGAAGAUUCAGCUGAUGGCACAGAUCACAAAGAGGGUGAAGGACAGAAGGAAGGAGAUGCAGGAAGCAAUAAAAAAGGAAAAGAAUUGAAUGGGGGUGGUGAUACCGACGGUACACCCCCUGACGCACCUGUAGUUCUUCAGCCUGCUCCCCCUGUUGAAGUUACGGACCCUCAAAGUAUUGAGAAAACGAACGAUGACGACACUGGGGGAAAAGAAGACGCCGGCAGAACGCAAACGCAAGAAGCAGCAGGACCAUCACAGGCAGAGAAUUUAACAGCAGAAUUAAGUACCGAAGAAGUUGCAGCCGAAACAGAAACAGGAACCCCGGGAAAAAAGACGCAACCAGAAGAUGCAGGAAAAGAACAGACAACCGUUGGAGCAAAAUCAAAUCCAGAAACACCUGCCGCGGAAACGGAGGCACACAACAGAGAAGAGGUACCAAAAGAAGAGGAAGAUUCAGAAAAAGCAACAACAAAUGAAAAUUUUGACGGAAGGCAAACCGCCGUAAAUGACAAUGCCCACAAUGAGGCAGAGAACACAAGGCAAGAAAAUGAAAAUGAAUUGGAUAAGGCAGAAGAAACAACAGCAGAAGUCAAAGAAAAGGAAGAGACAACCGAAAGAAAAACCGUUGCAGCCAAAGACCCUAACCUGAACAGCACGGCAGCAACAGACGACAGUGACGGCAGCACCGCGGUCUCCCACACCACCUCCCCUCUUUUGCUUCUUCUUCUUGUUGUUGCGUGUGCGGCUGCUGCUGCGGUGGUGGCCGCGUGA